Messenger RNA from Scheffersomyces coipomensis, 757 nucleotides. RefSeq names its product tubulin-binding prefolding complex subunit. Gene Ontology annotation, biological process: protein folding; tubulin complex assembly; microtubule-based process. The record is from RefSeq and is a predicted model, not a curated record. The transcript is spliced from 2 exons. Gene Ontology annotation, molecular function: tubulin binding. Gene Ontology annotation, cellular component: cytoplasm; prefoldin complex. NCBI's taxonomy places the organism in Eukaryota, Fungi, Ascomycota, Pichiomycetes, Serinales, Debaryomycetaceae. Bases 137 to 727 code for a protein of 196 amino acids.
AGACAUUAUUUGAUGUCGCAUUAAUUAAGCGACAUCUUUAGUUCAAAGGUUUUUGAAAAUUAUUGAUCUCGAGUAUAAAGAUUAGUUAAAUAUUUGAUAACAUAUUAUUGAAAUAUAUCAUAUACCAUCCAUAACAAUGUCUGAAAUAUUGAAACCCAAGAAGACAAACCCUCGUGGUAUUCCUGAAGCUCCAUUCAUAGAUAAAGUUGAAACCAUUAUCAAGAACCCCGACCAAGAUUUUGAAAAUGUGAUUCAAUCAUUUCAAGAAAGAUUACAACAAUAUAAGUAUAUGGAAUUAUCCAAACAACAACAAUUAGCUGAUUUAAAUAUUAAAAUACCCGAUAUUGAGAAAAACUUGGAUAUCAUUAAUUAUAUUAAAGAAAAGAAAGCUGAAGAAGAUGAUGAAGAAGAUGAAGAUAAUGAAGAUGGUAAAGUCAUAGUGACAAACUAUGAAUUGAACGAUACGUUAUAUAAUAAAGCAAGUAUAGAUGUGGAGAAUCUCAAUUCAGUGUAUUUAUGGUUAGGAGCAGAAGUUAUGUUAGAAUAUCCAUUAGAUGAAGCUGUUGAAUUAUUGAAUGAUAGAUUAAAGAAGAAUAAUGAUCAAUUAGCCAUUAUAAAGGAAGAUUUAGAAUUCUUAAAGGAGAAUAUAACAACUAUGGAAGUGAAUACUGCCAGAUUAUAUAAUUGGGAUGUUGAAAGAAGAAAGAAAGAAAAAGUUACUGCUUAAUUAUAUCAUUAUUGUAUAUAGCUUUUCAUU